Molecule: messenger RNA, 3345 nt
Organism: Rhea pennata
Lineage: Eukaryota; Metazoa; Chordata; Aves; Rheiformes; Rheidae
Gene: DENND2D
Product: DENN domain containing 2D
Exons: 13
Coding region: 1-1731 (576 amino acids)
Cellular component (GO): nucleoplasm; cytosol
Source: RefSeq, a predicted model, not a curated record
AUGUGGUUUGAAAGCAUCCACCACCCCUGCGAGCUGGUGAAGGCAAUUUUUUCCAGCUGCAAAUUCAGCCCCGAGCUGGGGCAGGUGGCUUACGGCAGGCAGCUUAUGCAGGGCCACCCCACUCGUAGCUGUGCGGGCCGGCCCCGCCGCUCCUCCUCUCCUCUCCACCCCGUCCCGUCUCGUCCCGUCUCGUCCCGUCCCUCCUCCCCCGGGAAAGCGAAAGCGCGGCGGGCGGAAGCCGUGCCGCGCCGUGCACUCCGUGCCGGGGCCGCGCCGCGCCGCACCGGGGCCGCACCGGGGCCGCACCGGGACCGCACCGGGGCCGCCAUGGCCUCCAUCGGCGACUUUUUCCGACGGAGCCUGCGGCGCUCGGAUCGCAGAGAAGGAAAAGAGGAACCCCCAGCAGCAGAAAGCAACCCCUUACGGGGGUCCCAGGGGAAGGCUGGAGACCGCAGCUCUGUCCUCUAUUCAGCCAGCCAGUUCUUCUUUGAGUACCUGGUGGUGGUGUCACUAAAGAAGAUGUCAGAUGGCCGUUACGAACCCAAGAUAUCAUACCAGUUCCCAAAGCGCGAGAACUUGCUCAAAGGCCAGAAGGAGGAGGAAGAACGUCUCUUGCAAGCCAUCCCCCUCUUCUGCUUCCCCGAUGGCAACAACUGCACCCCCGUCACUGAAUUCACCAGCGAAACCUUUUCUUUCGUCCUGACAAAUGUGGAUGGCAGCCGGAAGAUUGGCUACUGCAGGCGGCUGCUGCCAGCCGGCCGUGGCACCCGCCUCCCUGAGGUCUUCUGCAUCAUCAGCUGCCUGGGCUGUUUCGGGCUUUUCGCCAAGAUCCUGGACGAGGUGGAGAAGAGGCGCCAGAUCUCCAUGGCGGUCAUUUACCCCUUCAUGCAGGGCCUCCGGGAAUCGCCCUUCCCAGCUCCAGGGAAAACUGUCACGAUUAAAAGUUUCAUCCCCGAGUCAGGCACAGAGCUCAUCGAGCUCACGCGGCCCGUGGACGCCCACCUGGAGCACGUAGAGUUCCAGGCGUUGCUGCAGCGGCUCAGCCCCCACCUCAUCCUGCACAUCUUCGCCUCUGCCGUUCUGGAGCGGCGGCUCAUUUUCCUGGCAGAGGAGCUCAGCGUCCUGUCGCAGUGCAUCCACGCGGUGGCCGCUCUCCUCUACCCCUUCACAUGGGCUCACACCUACAUCCCCGUGGUGCCUGAGUGCUUGCUCGACACUGUCUGCUGCCCCACACCCUUCAUGGUGGGCAUCCAGAUGCGUCACCUGGAGCGGGUCCUGGAUCAGCCAAUGGAAGAGGCUCUGCUGGUUGACCUGUGUGAAGGGAAGAUCCUCCGUGCGGUGGGCGACGAGGAGGAGAUCUUGCCCGCCAAGCUGCAGAACGAGGUGCUGACGUCCCUGAACAGGCACAACAACAACAACAACGUGCAGACGUCCGAGCAAGUGAACGCGCUCGUCUCUGAGGCCUUCGUGCAGUUCUUCGUCCGGCUGGUCGGCCACUACGCCUCGCACAUCAAGUGGGGCAAGAGCGGCCAGGGCACUUUCCAGGAGCGGGCCUUCUGCAAAGCCAUCACCUCCAAGACCAACCGCAAGUUUGUGAAGAAGUUUGUCAAGACCAACAUGUUUUCCCUAUUUAUUGAGGAAGCAGAGAAGAGCAGGAUCCCCCAGGAAGCGUAUUUCCAGCAGAAGAUAACAGAAUACCACGAACAAAAGAAGCAGCGAAGGGACUCCUGAAGCCCGGCCCAGGAAGCGAGGAGCAGGCCUGGGGGCCGAGCAGGUCUCUGCCAGCAGACCCGACCCGCAUCCCGUCGGCGGGCAGAGCGCGCCAGACUCCGCCGGAUCCGUCUGCCGGUGCCUCCUCAUCCGCCUGCACCGUGAGCCGUGCAGGCAGCCCUGAACACCAGUUUCUUCCCUAUUUUUUUUCCACUCCUCAGGGCACUUUUGCACUGGAAAAUGUUUUUGCACAGAGCUAGCAAGCAGGCUGUGAUUUUUUUUCCUGAUCUUGCUAGCAACCAGGACAAACCGCAGCUCUCGCGGUGCCCAGCUCUGCAUGGAGCCAUCGGGACGCCACGCGGAGACGGAGGGAAGGCAGGGAGCAGGCGCCUGCUGGCUGCGGGACACCAAGGCUUGGAGAGUAAAUGUUAAAGAAAAAAAAAAGAAAAGGAAAUUACCUCUAAUUAAAACAAAGCUAGAUUUUGCAAAUAAGUCAUGGCCCAUCACAUGCAUUUCCAAGGUUUCUAUUAUUAACACUUGUUUCACUCUAUUUUGUAUCAAGAUACGCUCGGCAGCGGCAGGAACUCGAAAGUCUCGGUGGAUUUUAGGGCCGUUUCCUCUGUGGCAGCUGCCUGCUUCGCUGUUACCGCUGUGAGCAACACUCCCAGUUUAGCUCUUUGAAGAAACGAAAAUAUUCUCUUCCAGGAGGUUAUUUAUUUGUGCUGCAAUCAAACAGCGAAGGCCACAGGGCUGCAUCUGGUAGUGGAGGGAAACGGCAGAGCAACAGCCCUGGGUAGGGAGGAAGUAUUUAUUAAAAUUCAACAGCAAACCAUGUCGAGGUUCUGCUUUUUUCCUGGCUUUGGUGCCAACUGCCCUUAAAACCUUGCAGUUCUUCUCCGCGCUGCCUCUGAAAGGUGAAGCCUGCAGCACAUUUUAAGCCGCGUUACGGCCCCUCUCCCUUUCCUACCGCGUUCAUCCGGACAACGAAUAUCACGGCACGGAAAGCCGGCGCCGGCUGCGGACCCGCCUGGUUCUUCCCGGCCGAGCCGGGGCCAGAGGCUUCUCGCCGGCAAGGGCCGGGAUGGAAGAUGCAGCCGCGUCCUCGCAGGCUGGAUGGCGUCGCCGACCCGCCGCACCGCUCGGUCCCCGCCGGACGCGCGCUCGCGUUUGGGUGUUUAUCAAAAGCAGGCGUUGCUACAAGUUUUGCCAUAGCGCUGUCAUCGAGCGUCACGGCGAGAGAUUUUUUUGUACAAAAUUCAGCUGUCGGCUGACUUUCAGAGCUGUUGAGCAUUUGACUAAUGAAAAUGAGCCAGAUGCGGAGGGCGUUUAUUUUAAAGUAACGGUGUUUGUGCAGUCAUGCACAGGACUGAUGGAAAAAGGAAAAAAAAAAAAAAAGGUAAAAGAGCUGCGCAGAGUGUGGAAACUGUGAACAAAAAUGAAACUUUCUCGCCACGGUGACAGAAAUUUGUUUAUUUUUGUUCAAAGCCAUGUGUGCUGGGGGGAGGAGGGGAACUAUUUGUUAAAAAAGAGAGGCUUUGGGCACUGUAGAUAUCUUCCCUCGUUCCACAAGUUUCCCCUCCUGGGUAGAGAGAACGCUACAGGUAGUUUACAUUAAAGAUUAUUUGUUGGGGUUUU